Molecule: messenger RNA, 2733 nt
Organism: Iphiclides podalirius (scarce swallowtail)
Lineage: Eukaryota; Metazoa; Arthropoda; Insecta; Lepidoptera; Papilionidae
Source: the annotation of a GenBank genome assembly
AUGUUUAAUUUGGAGCGGGAGCAACAUGUAACGUACGCAAAAGUAAAUAAGCUUUUAGAGUUGGGGCGAACUUGCCGCCAUCUGGUCUUCCAAACUCGAAUCACUACUGAAAAGUGCGGCCGCUAUGCGACCGUCCGACCGCCGCCAGUGCCGCGGACGCUGCGACCACGACGCCGGACCAAUAGCGCCAUCCGCCACGCAACUUACCCCAUCCACUCUGACGGACUGCCCCAAGGCUCAAAACUGAAACUCAAAACUGGUCCAUUUGCUCACUCGUUGCCGCGGACACACAUUCGCGAUUGCGGGCCGCCUCGCCCCGGGCCCGAUGUGUGCGCCGUCAUGGCGUUCAUGACGAAGAAGAAGCGAUACAAGUUCGGGGUCCAGUGCUGCCUCGAGGAGCUGACCGAGGUGCCGUUCGUGUACGCGGUGCUGUUCGCCAAGGUGCGCCUGCUGGACGGCGGCAACUUCCAGGACCACUCGAGCAGGGAGGAGGUGCGCAACCACGCGGUGCGGUGGAACGCGCAGUUCUCCUUCGUGUGCAAGAUGUGCGCGAACGCGAACACGGGAGUGCUGGAGCCGGCGCUGCUGCGGGUCUCCGUGCGCAAGGAGUGCAAAGGCGGCCGGUCGUACCAGAAGCUGGGCUUCUGCGACGUGAACCUGGCCGAGUUGGCGGGCGCCGGGGAGGCGACGCGCCACUGCCUCCUCGAGGGCUACGACCCCCGCCGCCGCCAGGACAACUCGGUGCUGAGGCUCCGGAUCAAGAUGAACAUGAUCUCGGGAGAUCCGCUCUUCAAAGUUCCGGAGCGCAAGCAGGAGGCGGUGGAGGGGGGCGGGGACAGCGGGGCCGAGAGCGCCGCCCCACCGGACGAGGACUGCGCUUCCUCCACGGCGAGUUCAGGGUUCGGCUCUCUCACCAACAACAAGGCGCACGCCGUGGAAGCCAUGCCCCCGAUGACGAUGUCCUCGCUGGCGCCCUGCGAGCCGCCCUCCCCCGACCACGACGAGCUCGCCGCCCCAGAACAUCCAGCGGUGCCGGUGGGCGUGACGUCAUGCGCGUCUUGCCAGCAGCACACGCACUCGCGGAACUCCUCCAACACCUCGGGCGACAUGAGCAGCAAGGCGUCCGGCUACGGCAGCUCGGUGUCGGCGGCGUCGGCCCACUCGCGCCAGAGCUCGGAGGGCGAGGGCGGCGCCGAACCCAGGCCCCACCACAACAGUGUGCGAUUGGAGCGUACCGUCACAACGACCACCACAACCACCACCGCGGCCACCGGGCAAAGCGGCAAACACUCGGGCCGACUGAGCAAGCUGCUGAUGGAGAGGACCCUGUUGAGCGAAACGUCCGACCUGUACCUGACGCCGAACAGCACCCUGACGGGCCCCCCGGACGUGGUGCCCCGCCUGGCGCUCCCCUCGCCCGCCAGCGACGAGUACCGGACCCCCGACACGACCCUGGCCGACGAGGGCACCUUCGCGAUGCCCACCUACUUCGACCAGAAGAGGCGCGCCGCCGCCGUGGUCGCCGCCGCCGUCCAGCCGCUGGCCAACUUCCAGAUGUUCAAGCAGAAGUCUCUGAACACGAUACCGGCCCUGCUCGAGAGGAACAGACGCAACGAGGAGCUGUUCACCAACUUCCCGUUCCUGACGCCGCUGGCGCACAGAAAGAACUCGCUCGUGUCGAACGCGAACAGGCUGUCCGGCUGCAUAGAGGACGAGUUCUACUGCAUCCCCUCGGAGCCGGAGGCGGACGCGGAGCUCUCGGAGAGGGUGGACGUGCGCCACCGCCUGCGCAGCCUCUCCAGCCAGGCGCUGGACGACGAGCCGCUCACCUCCACGCCCAAGGGCGAGGCGCCCCAGGAGCCGGGGUUCGCGGCGGCGCGCGGCCGCAGGGCGGAGCCGCUCAGGCACAGCUACACCGACUACUCGAGGCGCGAGGCGGGCGAGGGGGGCGCGUGCGCGGCGUGCGGCGCGCGGCGCGACGGCUCGCCGGGCCGGCGGGCGCCCUCCGCGCGCCGCGAGAAGGGACGUGUUCCCGCGGGUAGGGGGAAGCGAGGGAUCGGAAGGGGAAUAGUCGUAGUAAGACUCGCGUCGGAACGGUGCAGGAACCCGUCUUCGGGCUCGCUGACGGCCUCCGCGUCGGAGAGCGGCUCGCUGGAGAGGGCGCGCGCCGCCAUCGAGAGGCGCAAGCGGAACGCGCCCCCCGCCGCGCCCCCGCCCGACGACGCGCAGCACGCGGUCUCCUGCCGCGUGGAGAACACGCGCGUCAACCCCGACUCGCUGAUCGACGAGCUGCUCGCCGCCACCGACCUCAAGCAGGCCGUCGACGACAGCGCGGAGACGUCGGGCCUGCAGCUGUUCAUCACGCGCGAUGGCACGGCGGAGCUGGGCUCGCGGCAGCGGCAGCAGCUGGCCCGCCGCGACUACCAGCGCGUCGUGCUGCACCCGCACGACAACAGGCACCCCUUGGCGCGGCGGCGCGGCUCCGAAGGACGCGCAGCGGCGGCCGGCCCGGGGCACGGGCGGCUCGCCGCCGUCUGCGACGCUCGGUUCGCUCUACGCUCCACACGGCUCUACGUAACUCUACAGAGCUCCACAGACCUCCACGCGGCUCUACAGAGCUCUAGCGGCAGACGCAGAGCGGCCGACGCCCGCGACGAUUCGCAGUCGAGGCACGCCUUCACUAUAGCUAAUUUAGAAUCUUGCACGCUUCUCCAAUAUGUUACAAAAUCGACU